Caenorhabditis remanei is the source of this 954-nucleotide messenger RNA. RefSeq lists its product as uncharacterized. Gene Ontology annotation, biological process: embryo development. The coding region runs from base 1 to 954 and encodes 317 amino acids. The transcript has 3 exons. NCBI's taxonomy places the organism in Eukaryota, Metazoa, Nematoda, Chromadorea, Rhabditida, Rhabditidae. The record is from RefSeq and is a predicted model, not a curated record.
AUGAAAGAAGAGCGGCCAAUUGUGUUGGAUGGUCUGUUCAAGUUAGAUGGACUAUAUUUUUCAAGUUGGGUACCGCGGGAAGAAAAUCUUCUAUAUAACAGAUUGUGGCCCGAUGAUCCAAGAACUAUACCUCAAUACUCGUUGAGAAUAUAUUAUUUCAAUGAUGUCGUCUCUUCACUCAAAACAAUGUCAUUUUAUUUGUCGAACCUGUUCGGUAUGCCACCAACGGCUCUCUUCUUUCCUUGUCGUUUUUAUGAAACAGAUGACAUCAAGAAAAUUAUGGAUAUCUAUUGCACUAAGGAGACUAACAUUAAUUCUCUAGAAUUGAGUAAUUACCCGAGAAAUGCAACAACUGAUGAUGAUGAGAUUCUCACUUUAAUUUUGAAACAGCAAAAUGCCACAUCAAAUUUGCAUUUAUUAUUCAAACCUACUUUGAAUUUCACAUUCGAUUUCAACACUCUUCGGAAUACACCGAAACAUCUAGAAAUCGAGUAUUCUGCGUGGGUAACUUGGGAACAAUUACUGUCACUUGAAUCUGAAACUGCUUGUCUACUGAAAUCAAACUUCCCGAGCUCAGAUUUCAAAACUUUAAUUGAGUUGUGGAGAGAUGGUUGGACACCGAAAUGGAAGAGUUUGAUGGUAGAGUUUAAGACGAGCUUGGAUAUCGAUUCUUAUGUUUCCGAUGAGUUCAAGGAGAUCGAAUCGGGCAAAGAAAGACAAAAGAGCAUUUUUUUGAGAAAUAGUUCAAUCCAGGCGUACCGAUUCACAACAAGAAUCAUCACAGCAAGAAACGUUGUCGACAAGACUGGUUAUCAUCUCACACGAUCGGAUCAAACAAUUGCUACAGUUACAAUGGAAAAUGAGAAAAUCGGAUGGUUUCAUAUUCAAUCGAACGAUCCAAAUGCGGAAAUGCUCAUCCCAGUUACUAAACCGGAACUUUUAUUUUUCAACUGA